UCAGUAUGAUUUUCUAUCAUAAGGAGCAUAUCCUGGGGUUAACUUGUUUUUUCUUCCUUAUUGCAGAUCAUCAAUGCCGUGGUACUGUUGAUUUUAUUGAGUGCCCUGGCAGAUCCAGAUCAGUAUCACUUUUCCAGUUCUGAACUAGGAAGUGACUUUGAGUUCAUGGAUGAUGCCAACAUGUGCAUUGCUAUUGCAAUUUCUCUUCUCAUGAUCCUGAUAUGUGCAAUGGCUACUUACGGUGCAUACAAGCAAUAUGCUGCCUGGAUCAUCCCAUUCUUCUGUUACCAGAUAUUUGAUUUUGCCCUGAACACGUUGGUUGCUAUCACCGUGCUUGUUUAUCCAAACUCCAUUCAGGAAUACAUACGACAGCUGCCUCCUAAUUUUCCCUACAGAGAUGAUAUCAUGUCAGUGAAUCCUACCUGUUUGGUCCUUAUUAUUCUUCUGUUUAUCAGCAUUAUCUUGACUCUUAAGGGUUACCUGAUUAGCUGCGUUUGGAACUGCUACCGAUACAUCAGUGGAAGAAACUCCUCUGACGUCCUGGUUUAUGUUACCAGCAAUGACACUACGGUGCUGUUACCCCCAUAUGAUGAUGCCACUGUGAACAGCACUGCCAAGGAGCCGCCCCCACCAUAUGUGUCCGCCUAGGCCUGAGCGCAGGUGCGGAGCCGAGAACAGCAGCUUAACUUCACACACCUGAGCAAUAGUUCUUUCACUUCUGAAAUGAGCUCUCUGAGAUUAUUUGUUGCUGAAAUGCUACAGUUUUAAAAUUUAGAUGUUAAGUUGAAACUCUCUGUAGUCUUAAACAUGAGCUUUAGCUAGAGCACUGUGAUAGAUUCACUGUGGAAUUCUUUCCGUAGGGGUUGGGGGUGUAAUGGGCUUCACUAGACUUCCGUAGGCAUUUAAACUUCCUAAAACUAUGGAUGGACCCUGAGUCAGAGAAGUCUGGUUUUGUACCUACUGGGCCCCACAGUUGGGGAUUUUGUCACACUUUUUCUCUCUGUUCCCUAUGUCCCUUUCGAAAGUGUACAAUAAAGUAAAAAAU
Trichechus manatus latirostris (Florida manatee) is the source of this 1045-nucleotide messenger RNA. RefSeq names its product lysosomal protein transmembrane 4 beta (gene LAPTM4B). The transcript has 6 exons. The record is from RefSeq and is a predicted model, not a curated record. Gene Ontology annotation, cellular component: lysosomal membrane. NCBI's taxonomy places the organism in Eukaryota, Metazoa, Chordata, Mammalia, Sirenia, Trichechidae. Bases 166 to 648 code for a protein of 160 amino acids.